Sycon ciliatum is the source of this 2865-nucleotide messenger RNA. RefSeq lists its product as uncharacterized. The record is from RefSeq and is a predicted model, not a curated record. The coding region runs from base 814 to 2322 and encodes 502 amino acids. NCBI's taxonomy places the organism in Eukaryota, Metazoa, Porifera, Calcarea, Leucosolenida, Sycettidae. The transcript has 3 exons.
UUGCCAUUGUAGACCUACACUAGUCACUACGUCUACAGCGCUCUGCUGUGUAACCGGCGUUGAAGCCCACUUACAGUAGCUAGGAUAUUUGCACCCGCCGGGAUUUAUACCAUCGACUCGCAGGCGACGAUUUUCCAGUUACUUAGUCUUUUACUUUUAGCUAGCAAGUGCAGCAAGGAAAAAGAAGGUGUGAAAAGGUGCGUGGUUUUUUUGCUGAGAGAAUAAAUUCGGUCUAACGAUGCACCACAUUCUACACCAGCUGUUUUUCCGAUGAGACGGAUAUUAUCAAUUUAAGCUCGAUCGCCGCGGCGAGGUGAGGAGAAACUGCCAUAGCCUCAUACUCGGAGUCCUAGGGUUGAGCUGCUGCGGAGUCGUUUCUAUUUCCGCACUGAAUGACUUGUAGUGGUUAGUCGCCAAGCGCUGCUGCUUACCAUUAGCUGCAUGGGACCCAGUGUCGGGAUUACCAUGAUCACGCCGUCUCUAUGUACCACAACUGUGCUGCUGUUGACGUUCGCUAAUGAAGACGAACCGUUGCUUCCUGUGUGACUGUGAGCUCUUGGGAGACAACCCAAAGUGUUCCCCAUCAUCGUAUGGUGUGUGCCACCCCAGACUCCUCUCCGAAAGCUGCUGUCAAUUAAUCCCAUCAUCCGCAUGUACAUGUAAGUUGUUAACAAACUGUUGUGCAGUGCCGACUGUCACAUCUAUUCCUGUUCACUCCGAUGACGACCAGCUUACCCACAUGCCAGAACACUGACUACCUGCACCACUACCUGUAGCACUCUCAGCCAGCCCACUGACGAUAGCUGUGUUACUAUGGUGACAGCACAAGAGCUGCACUCAUCUCGCCUGUUCAGCAGUGGUGCGGUGUUUACAACAGUUGCCAUGGAGAAUAUCAGUGAAUUGGCACCAUCUGUCGGGUCGUAUGACGCUGGCGAUUUUGUGCUAGACACAUUACUCGUGAUCUUUUACACGCUAACUGCUGUGUUGGCAUUCGUCGUGCUUUGGAACUCGCGUCUCAACUGCUGCUUGCUGGACUAUUUCUUCCUGGUUGAACUGACAAGUGGUAUGGUCAUCAUUUCAGUGUUCUACCUCCCUCUGGCUGCUCAGUUUCUGAACAUAUGGAGCAACAUUACCGCGGACUCCUUUGCGUGCCAGUUCUUUGGCAGUGUGUUGCUAACUAUGGGAUUGAUGCAAGUUGUGAAUGCUCUGUUCAUCACACUCCUGCGCUUGCUGUCCAUUGGAAAGCCGUUCGUCUAUGAUCGCUGGUUUGCAUUCAACACACGGCUAAUCAUCCCUGUCAUUGUCCUGCAUGUAUUGCUGCCGGGCAGUGGCGUACUCAUCGCUGCCACUGCUCAUCUAGAUAUUCGAAUCUACAGCAAUGUAUGCUUGCUAGACUUACGCUCGGCAGCCGGUCACACUGCCAUCUUGAUUAUAGGGGUCAUUGCUACUAGCCUGAUGGUGGUUCUAUUCUCCCUGCACUUCGUCUUGUUCUUCGCAUACCGGCGACUCUACAAGCCACCUGUACCAGUGAAGCACUGGGACGAAUCCUUGCUAGACACAGUGGACACGCUAAUGGAGAAUACAUCACAAAACCCCGAGCAGAAUGAGACACAGCUCCAGGAGAUAUCCUCCCUUGGUGUGGAAUGGAGCAAAAGGAAAACUAUUGGCUACAGGCUGAACAAGUACGCAGCCAGCGGAAACCCUACUUUAGAGCCGAGACCCCUCCAAAGGUCGCUCAGUGACACAGAUCUACCGAAACUAGUUCACAUCGAUCUGGCAAAGAAAGUUUUUAAAAGAACCAAGAGUUUGUUGCCAAGAGAACUUGAGCCAACAAUGCAGAUAAACGACGCCUGUGUGGUGGUCAAGGUUUCCUCAAAAGGGAUGUACUUGUUGCACUGCCGCUGCCACAGCUACAAUCAUGUAUCUCAUCCAAUACAAACUCAACAUGAUCGAGAUCGAGUAGUGCACCAGAAUGCCCGACCAAGAUCUCUGGAGAAGUUACAGCUUCUUCACCAUCGCUUGAAGAUGUCUCCCCUGACCAAAUUAGCACUGGCAGUUUCCAUGUCACAUGUUCUCUCCAAGCUACCUGGAAUUGUAUUCUUCUGGCUGGAACUGGAGACCCAGACGAGUCCUCCCAAAUUUCCUAUUUGGGCAAUACGUCUUUGGAUCACAGCACUGUUUGUUGAUAGUUUUGUGUUCGUGCUUGCAAGAAGAUGUUACAAGACUGAAGUGGAUCGCCUGUUCAAGGCGAUUCCGAGGUACUUGAGAAGGCUGGCAAAUGCGCUCUGCCGGAAGAGAAGCAUAGUUAGUGAUCCUGUGUAACUUAGUUGGUCUCUUUCUGUUCAAGUGUGGACUGCUGUUGAUGAUAAAAAUGGCCUGUGUUGCUAACCGAGCUGUAACUAGUAAUCCAUGUGCUGCUAAGAAUUUCCCCUUUGAACUACAAGUACUUUGAACCUUCCCCACACACACAUUGGCUGCUGAUCAUAAUGCCGACUAGGCACAACCUACGGGUGAAACAUAAACAUAUUAACUUUGUUUGUGUCAUCAUGGAUGCCCAGUGCAGCCAAACACAUCUACAUGGAAUUGGUAUUCACUGUGCAGGCUAAAACAGACAGCAUGUUACACAACUAUAUUAUCCACUAUCCCUGCCAGAAGAGCCUCGGCGGCACGGCUAGCUAUAUACUAGUCGGGAAUUGCCACGCGGCAGCUUGAGUGAACUGGCAUCCCAGGAUUCUACAAGUGGAUCUUGAUUCAAUUACUACUGACUGCAAAUGUUCCAUUGGUGUGUACCACCUCAGUUCAGCAUUCUCCACUGAUGAGCCUAAUCACGACAAUUGUUGAUGUCUACAUUGUAUUUAUGCUCCU